Olea europaea var. sylvestris is the source of this 1733-nucleotide messenger RNA. RefSeq lists its product as uncharacterized. The record is from RefSeq and is a predicted model, not a curated record. Bases 293 to 1300 code for a protein of 335 amino acids. The transcript has 7 exons. NCBI's taxonomy places the organism in Eukaryota, Viridiplantae, Streptophyta, Magnoliopsida, Lamiales, Oleaceae.
AAAAUGUUAAACAUGGUUUAAGGGUGAUUAACUGCCACUAGUGUAUUUAACAUUGCUGAUGUCUCCUAAAACCCUAAUCAAUUCGAAACUCGAAAGAAAGAAAGUUCGAAAAAUGGCGAAGAGAAAAAGGAGAGAAAUUGAAGAAGAAAUCAACAAGGAAGCACAAAAUGAUGUAUCAAUUGCAAACGGAGAUUCUGAGUAUCACAAGAAUCAGCCAAAAAAAGGAGCAGCAGCAUAGAGCAAAAAAGAAACAACGGAAAAAUAAAAACGACGCUGUAUCGUCAGAAAAUGAAUGCCCCCCUUGGGCAUUGCUGUUCCAGGGUCCAUUAUCUUUAACACCCAGUCCUUUGAAAUCGCGACCCGGGUACUUUCUAUUUGCCCCAUACCUGUGAAAAAUGUAUUUUUUAAGAAAUGGUGUGUAUAUAUUGGUGUAUAUUUUGUUGAUUGGUCUAUAUGUGAAGAUGAUGAAACUUUGAAUCAAUUAAUGGAAAGGUUUUGGCUUUUCUGUUGUAGUAGAAAACCAAAGGUGUCUUUUUUCCAAUUGCUCAUGCUGCCCACCAUUUUUCGAGUUGAUGAGAUUUCUUUUACUAUGGCUGUUUCUUUCAAUAUGAGUUUAUUAGUGGAAAGGACUAAUCUUUAUUGGUUUUGUUACUCUUCUGCUAUCAAUCUUAAUAUGGGUGAUUCGAGGACACAGAUUUACGUGGAUCUGCCUGGAAAUUUUGUGCUUUCAGCUGCCCUAAUCAUCAAGGUUCCACCAGCCCAUGGAACUUAUAGAAAGGAAGCUUUGAAGAGGGAAAAAGAAAUUGUAGGUAUGUUUUUGUGCUUGUUUACACAGAUUGUUGUAUUUGACAAGAGUACAUUAGAGGAUGAUUCAAUUGAUGUGGUUGAAAAUAAUUCGGAUGAGUAUGAGACUGGUGCUGCUUUUCUUAUCAGAAUAUUGAGGUAUCUCGAGAAACCACAGUAUCUCAGGAAGGGUCUUUUCCCCAAGCAUAGGUUUAAGAUUUGUGGUGCGUAUCUAGUAUUUCUUUGUGGUAUUGAUAUUACUCUAGCUUUAAUUACACUCUAUCUGGGAGUCCAUUCAUUUGAUAGCUUUGCAAUAUCAACUGAAUGUAUUACACUGAAAAAUCAAGAUCAAGGUUCUGUGGGGACCCUUCUUGAUGUGGGUCUUGGCAUGUUUCGAUUCAGGCAGAAUAAAAUUUUUCACGUUUCUGAUUUACAGGGGAAAAAUGUGUGCGAGUCUUUCGACUUAUAUUUGAGCACAUGCCCUUGUCAAGGAAAUAGAACAUUCGGACAGAGGUAAUUUGUGCAGUUUUUUCUCAUCUUAAUUCAUCAAACGGGGAACAUUCUCUCCCAAUAAGUACAUCCGCAAAGAAUUUACGUCUGCAAACAGGGAGCAAUCCUAAUAUCUCCAGUAUUUUCAAAAGCCAAUCAACUGUGUUUCACGCAAAUACGAGCAUAGCUUAAUUGCUCGACCCCGUUGAAAAAAAGAAGUUGGUAACUUGAGAUAUUUGCAAAAACGCCAAGAAGGUGAGAUCCUGUCACGAACGCAUUGAACCUUGAAGAACAUGUAUUGACUAGAAAAUUAUCCAUUGCCUUGUGUACGUCUCAUGGGAAAGAUUCGACAUUAUUAAAGUAGAAAUUGUACUAGGCCAGACUAAUACAUAAUGUACAAUAUCAUCAUAUAUUAAAAUGUCAACGGGUAUAAAUAUUAGAAUUACGUAACUUUAAUAAUU